CUCUCGUUCGUUCCAGAACUUGCACCUAAGUUUCUUCGAACCUUAGCAUUCACGACAGGGACCUGUGAAGAUAAUAUAGAUAUGGAAGACUCCCUUAAAAUCAAGACCGAGGAUAAAAAACUAGGUGAUGUAAAGGAAGAGAAGACUGAGAUGGAACUGCAUCUGAAGAAUAAAUUAGCAGAGAAAGAGAAUCCAAUAUGUAAGGAAGAGAAACAACAUAAGGAUGAAGAUAAAUCAAAGAAAAAGAAGAAAGAGAAGGAGGUGGAGGAAGGAGGAGAGGGAGCAAAGAAAGAAAAUGAUUUAGAAGAUAAAGAUGGGGAUGGUGAGGAGAAGAAGAAAAAGAAGGAGAAUGAGAAGGAUAAGAAGAAAAAAGAAAAGAAGGACAAGGAUGAAAAAACUGAUGGGGAGGAAAAGAAGGAGGAGAAGGAGGAUAAGAAUAAAGAGAAGAAGAAGAAAAAGGAAAAGGAUGACAAAAUUGAUGCAGAGAAGGUCAUUGGGAGAGAAGAUGAUGAGGAGGAUGGUAAAGAGAAUGAGGAAAAGAAGGAGAAAGAGAAGAAGAAAAAGGAAAAGCAGGACAAGGGAAAAGAAGAUGGAGAUAAGGAUAGUGAAGAGAAGAAGACAGAGAAGGAGAAGGAGAAGAAAAAGGAAAAGAAGGACAAGGAUGAAGAAAUGGACACAAAGAAAGAAAAGGGAAAAGAUUAUGAAGGAGAGGAUAGUGAAGAAAAUAAGAAAAAGAAUAAUAAGGAUAAGAAGGAGAAAGAGAAGGAUAAGAAAAAGGAAAAAAAAGAUAAAGAUGACGAGGAGGAUGGAAAAGAAGAGGGUGAGAAAAAGGAUGGUAAAGUUGCUUUAAGGGAUAUUGAAAUAGAAGAAACUGUGAAAGAAUGUGAAAAAGAAGGUGAAGAAAAGGUUGACAAGGAGGAAGUGAAAGAGAAGACGAAGAAAGAAGACAACGACAACAAGGGGAAGAAGAAGAAACUUUCUGGAAAGGACAAGACCAAGGAUCUUAGCAAGCUGAAGCAAAAGCUUGAAAAAGUUAAUGAAAAAAUAGAAGCACUCAUUGAAAAGAAGGUAGAUAUAGAAAGGCAGAUAAAAGAAGUCGAAGGUGAGGGUCAUGUAGUCAUUGAGAAGAACAAGAAUGAGGUAUAGUAGCCUUUAAGGAUACGCUUAUACUACCUUGUAUACUAUGCAAACUAUAUUUGCACUUGAUGAGUGGUUUUGUGUAAUAAAACUGUCUUUUGAUUUGUGUGAGAAGCAAUACAUUUGUGCAUAUUCUUAUGCUUUGUGUGA
Molecule: messenger RNA, 1287 nt
Organism: Gastrolobium bilobum
Lineage: Eukaryota; Viridiplantae; Streptophyta; Magnoliopsida; Fabales; Fabaceae
Exons: 2
Coding region: 82-1146 (354 amino acids)
Source: RefSeq, a predicted model, not a curated record